Molecule: messenger RNA, 1728 nt
Organism: Colletotrichum karsti
Lineage: Eukaryota; Fungi; Ascomycota; Sordariomycetes; Glomerellales; Glomerellaceae
Exons: 1
Coding region: 1-1728 (575 amino acids)
Biological process (GO): tRNA processing
Molecular function (GO): tRNA (uracil(54)-C5)-methyltransferase activity, S-adenosyl methionine-dependent
Source: RefSeq, a predicted model, not a curated record
AUGUCAUCAACAACAGAGGCGGCGCCGCCACAGGCCCCCUCUCAGUCUGCAGCGCCACCUUCCCAGGACGCUCCCUCAAAACCCCAGGGACAGAAAUGGCAGAACAAGAAUGGGAAACAGAACGGCAAGCGCCAAUUCCAAGGCCAGGGCGGUAGGAGGGAUCCUAAGCAGAGGAAAUCUAAGCGCGAAAGAAAUAUCACGGAGGGUUCUUCGGAGGAGGUCUUGGCGGCGGAUGUGCAAGCGGUCAUCGCCUCGAGGAAGGACCUCUUCCCCGAACCGAUGGAGGUGGAAGCCAAGGUGGGCGAGAGUGAAACGGUCGAGAAGCCAAAGGCGGUUCUCCCCGAGCUGUUCACCGAGAUCGAGGUGGAAGUCCUCGAGCUCUCAUCCACGGGCGACGGCUUGGCCGUCCAGCCCGACUCCCCGCAAGUCUAUGUCGUUCCCUUCGUGGCCCCUGGCGACAUCGCAAAGAUCAAAGUCGUCCGCCACGUCCGUGAGGAGAACUACUCUGUCGCCGACUUCUUGUCGGUCAUCAAGCCCGGCCCCCUGCGCGACGACUCCAGGAUCAACUGCAAAUACUUCUCCACCUGCUCCGGCUGCCAGUUCCAGAUGCUCGACUACGACACCCAGCUCGCGCACAAGCGCACCAUUGUCGAGAAGGCCUACAAGAACUUUUCGCAACUUCCCCCCGAGCUCGUCCCUACCAUCAGGGACACCAUCGGCAGUCCCCUGCAGUACAACUACCGCACCAAGCUCACCCCUCACUUCGACGGUCCCCCGGGUUUCCACAGAAAGGGCAAGCCCAGGAAGGCGCUGGAUAAGGUGCCGGAAGUGGGCUUCAACGCCAAGGGCCGACGCAUCGUCCUCGACAUCGAAGACUGCCCGAUUGGAACAGAUGCCGUGCGGCUGGGCAUGAAGCGCGAGAGGGCGAGGAUCGCGCGCGACUUCGGCAACUACACCAAGGGCGCGACCAUCCUGCUGCGCGAGAACACGAAACGGUACCCCAAAGACGGCGAGGAACAGCCGCCCGCCGAGCUCCCGGAGGACGCCGUCCGUGUGGAGACGGACACCCACGUCGACAUCAAGACGUGCAUCUCGGAAGCCACGGGUGCCAUGUCGAGCGAGUACAUCGACUCCUUCAUCUUCACCAACCCGGCCAACUCUUUCUUCCAGAACAACAACUCCAUCCUGCCAAAGUUCACCGACUACAUCCGCCAGCACGUCAUGCCGCCCAAGGGCCCCAACAGGGACCGCAUCAAGUACCUCAUCGACGCGUACUCUGGUUCUGGCCUCUUCACCAUCACGCUCGCCUCGCUGUUCAAGGGCAGCACGGGCAUCGACAUCGCCAAGGACUCCAUAGAGUACGCGCGGAAGAACGCGCGCCUGAACAACCUGCCCGAGGAGCAGUGCAACUUCAUGGCCGCGGACGCGCCGGAGCUGUUCAAGCACGUCACGUACCCGCCGGACGAGACGGUCGUGGUGAUUGACCCGCCGCGCAAGGGCUGCGACAACGACUUCCUGAGCCAGCUGUUGAGGCACGGCCCGCGGAGGGUCGUGUAUGUGAGCUGCAACGUGCACACGCAGGCGCGGGAUGUCGGUGUGCUCGUUCGCGGGGACGGUGGUGAUGGCACCAAGUACGAGAUUGAGAGUCUCGUGGGAUUCGACUUCUUCCCGCAGACGGGACAUGUGGAGGGUGUGGCGGUUUUGAACAGGGUGGAGAAGGAUGCUUGA